This is a messenger RNA of Scutellospora calospora, 489 nucleotides long. NCBI's taxonomy places the organism in Eukaryota, Fungi, Glomeromycota, Glomeromycetes, Diversisporales, Gigasporaceae. The record is from the annotation of a GenBank genome assembly.
GGCGGCGGGACUGCGCUUUUGAGACAAGAUGGAAGAUUAGGGAAGAUUCUUCGGGGAAUGAACAGAGUUACGGAUAUACCAAUUACUGUAAAAUUGCGCACAGGAAUUCAAGAUGAUAUACCAGUUGCACAUAAACUUUUGCCAAAAUUUGAAAGUUGGGGUGUGUCGAUGGCUACGUUACAUGGUCGUUCACGUCAGCAACGGUAUACUAAACUCGCAGAUUGGAAAUAUAUAUCUAAAGUUUCAUAUACCGUAAAUGAGAUGCCAUUAUUUGGCAACGGAGAUGUACUCGGAUAUACGGAUUAUUAUGAGCAUUUAGAAAAACAUCACGUUGAUGGAAUUAUGAUUGCACGUGGUGCUUUGAUUAAACCUUGGAUAUUUGAUGAAACUAAAUCAAAGAGACAUUUAGAUAUAUCAUCAAAAGAAAGAUUAGAUAUUUUAAAAAAGUUUUGCAAUUACGGAAUGGAACAUUGGGGAUCUGAUUCUAUU